Opisthorchis viverrini is the source of this 1925-nucleotide messenger RNA. RefSeq lists its product as hypothetical. The record is from RefSeq and is a predicted model, not a curated record. The coding region runs from base 168 to 1925 and encodes 585 amino acids. The transcript is spliced from 8 exons. Lineage: Eukaryota; Metazoa; Platyhelminthes; Trematoda; Opisthorchiida; Opisthorchiidae.
GCCUGUUGAUGUGCCCCAUUAUACGGGCAUUUUCUCUUUGCUCCAUAGAGUACCAUUAAUUUUUGUCAGACAUGUAACCAAGGGUUCUCCGCCUUCUUUGAAGAUAUAAACCAUCCGGUCCGGUGCAUUCUCACAUUUCAACACGGAUAUUUUGCAGAUAUUAGACAAUGAAUAGACGAAAUCAUAAGAUUUAUGUUGUGACGAUACUUACCCUUCUUUUGUUUACGACAUCCAUGUGGGCUGCGGGCUUUCACUUCAUCGUCAGUCAGUACAUUUUCUACAGAUACUUGGAUGAUGCCGGUCUACCAUAUCCGCCUGUGACUACCGUUUCAUCGCGAGCGAUGGCAAAUGUAUCUGCUGAACAAGACCGUAGCAAAGAAGCAGAGGCACAAGCAAAAGCAGCUCGUCUCUUAUCGACAUCUGUUUGGGUCUCCUUGGCUUUGGGCAUAUUCCCUUCUGUCAUCGUUGGACGCCUAUCUGAUCAGCGCGGACGUCGAUUGGCCCUGGGAUUGACGCUACUCGGACAGAGCAUGUGUAGCUGUAUGUUUGCACUUAUAAUCUUUCUGCGUUUGCCCGUGUCACUGACAAUCUUAGGAUCCUGUUUUUCUGGGCUGUUGGGGGGUGGAGCGAUCUGUUUCAUCAUGCAAGUUAAUGUAUGCUUGACAGAUGUGACAAGUACUUCGAUCGACACAAAGGUUAAUUUAUCGCCGGAUGAAAUAGCUAAAAGAACAAGACAAGAACGACGUCGUUUGGUUAUUCUGGGCGCGUUUGACGGUACGAUGGCUUUAGGGAUGGCUGCAGCUAACGGUUUUAUCGGUUCGGUUGUGGAACGUUACGGUUUUAUUGAAUCGCAGCUGUGCAUGUUAGGCGUAUUUUGCUUCUCUGUAAUUUUCAUUUGGAUACUUCCCGAGACAGGAAAACCUCUCGUCAUUCCACUCUCGAACGACGCUACACUUGUCCCCUCCAAUGCACCCGUAAAUGGUCGGUCGAACAUUUGUCCCACACCUAGCGAUUUGCUUGCCAAGUUCAAAUCACUGUUGAGAAGUAUAACAUCGGUUUGUACAGUGUACGGAGAGCUCUCCAAAAGCUUCCGCACACAAAGCGGUGUCCGUCAGGGAUGCCCACUCUCUCCAUUCCUUUUUAACUUUGUGAUCGAUGAAAUAAUGAGACGAAAGCUGGAGGGUCUCCAAAACCCUGGUGUUCAAAUAGCCAGUGAAGAAAACCUUGUCGAUCUGGAAUAUGCAGACGACAUCGUUCUCAUGUUCGAAGAGGAGGAGAAGGCGCAAGUAUUCUUGGAUGAACUGACCAAAGUCAUCCCGUCCUUUGAUAUGCACUUUGCACCCACAAAGUGUAAGGUCAAGCUUGUGGACGUGCAGUCACUGAACACGACCUUACGAUCCAGGGAGAGUUCUGAUCGUAGUGUGACAGAUGAGGUGAAUGCACGAAUCUGCAAGGAUCGGGCCGCGUUUGCUAACUUGAGACACCUAUGGCGUCAAAAUGGUUUAUCCCUGAAUCUGAAGGGACGAGUGUAUCAAGCUACAGUACGGGCUGUUUUGCUGUAUGGCUGUGAGACUUGGCCUAUUCGAGCAGCGGAACAGAGACGUCUUCAGGUGUUCGACAAUCGUUGUCUCAAAACCAUAGCUCGUGUGGGUUGGUGUCAGCGAAUCAGUAAGGAGGCAGUUAGAAAGCGUGUUUUCGGUUAUGUAACGGGUACUUCCAUUGAAGAAUGUACCCAGCACCAGAAGCUGCGUUGGUUGGGACAUGUGUUACGUAUGCCGAACCAUCGUUUGCCGAAGAGAGGACUGUUUUCCAUGCCCAAUUCGGAGUGGCGUAAACAGAGAGGGGCCCACCCCAUGACCUGGCAGAGGAGUAUAGCUAGCACUAAGUCCCUUCCCCGUCCACCUUUAUUCUUUUCUUUACAAUAA